Molecule: messenger RNA, 2202 nt
Organism: Lepus europaeus (European hare)
Lineage: Eukaryota; Metazoa; Chordata; Mammalia; Lagomorpha; Leporidae
Gene: MAK
Product: male germ cell associated kinase
Exons: 15
Coding region: 265-2202 (645 amino acids)
Biological process (GO): intraciliary transport; cilium assembly; intracellular signal transduction
Cellular component (GO): nucleus; cilium; cytoplasm
Molecular function (GO): protein serine/threonine kinase activity; ATP binding
Source: RefSeq, a predicted model, not a curated record
AACACACAGGCCGCGGGAGCUUCACAAGGGAGCCCACGAGGGUGUUCCUAAGAAUGGAAUCACUGUUUCCUUGCCAGAUUCCUUAUUACUGUGUCUCAUGAACCUGCGUAAUCUUGGGGAAGAGCCUUUGCUUAAUGAAUGACAAGCCUGUCACCAGUGGAGUGACAACAGUGAGCGAGCAAAGACAAAAGUGAAGAAGUUGCUUCCAUUCAUAUUGGACAAGGAAGAGCUUUCAGUCAGUAACUGCUGCGGUGUCUGUCCACGAUGAACCGAUACACAACCAUGAGACAGCUGGGAGAUGGCACCUAUGGGAGUGUGCUCAUGGGCAAGAGUAACGAGUCUGGGGAGCUGGUGGCCAUCAAAAGGAUGAAGAGAAAGUUCUAUUCUUGGGAUGAAUGUAUGAACUUGAGAGAAGUUAAGUCUCUGAAGAAACUUAAUCAUGCCAAUGUGAUUAAACUUAAAGAAGUUAUCAGAGAAAAUGACCAUCUUUAUUUUAUAUUUGAAUAUAUGAAAGAAAAUCUCUAUCAGUUAAUGAGAGACAGAAACAAAUUGUUCCCUGAGUCAGUCAUCAGGAAUAUUAUGUAUCAGAUAUUACAAGGGCUGGCAUUUAUCCAUAAACAUGGCUUUUUUCACAGAGACAUGAAACCUGAAAACUUACUUUGUAUGGGUCCAGAACUUGUGAAAAUUGCUGAUUUUGGACUUGCAAGAGAACUGAGGUCACAGCCACCAUACACUGAUUAUGUAUCCACCAGAUGGUACCGGGCUCCUGAAGUUUUAUUAAGGUCUUCAGUGUACAGCUCUCCCAUUGAUGUGUGGGCUGUUGGGAGUAUAAUGGCUGAACUCUACACAUUGAGACCACUUUUCCCAGGGACAAGCCAGGUUGAUGAAAUCUUUAAAAUUUGCCAAGUUUUAGGGACUCCCAAAAAAAGUGACUGGCCAGAAGGAUACCAGCUUGCAUCCUCUAUGAAUUUCCGCUUCCCCCAGUGUGUUCCUAUAAACUUGAAGACGCUUAUUCCCAAUGCCAGCAAUGAAGCUAUUCAGCUCAUGACCAAAAUGUUGAAUUGGGAUCCAAAGAAGCGACCGACAGCAAGCCAGGCAUUGAAACACCCGUAUUUUCAAGUUGGUCAGGUGCUAGGCCCUUCCGCACACCACCUGGAAGCAAAACAGCCCUUCAGUAAGCCGUCGGAAUCGAAGCUGUCUGCGGCUGAAGUCGAGCCCACGCCUCUGCCAGACAUCACUGAUCAGACUGUCGGGCAGCCGCAGCUGAAACAGAGCCACCAACCCCUGCAGUGCCUUCAGCCGCCACAGAACCUGGGUGUCCAGCCACCUCCAAAGCAACCCGUCCCGCAGAAGCCGCCGCCAGCCCUGUUCCCAAGUAUCAUCAAAAACGCGCCCCCAAAGCCACACGGCACACUGGCUCAUAAAAGUGCCAGGAGGCAUUGGGGUCAGACGGUCUUCAAGUCUGGAGACGGCUGGGAAGAGCCUGAGGACUGUGACUUCGGAGGCUCCCAUUCCAAGAAGCCAAGCAUGGGUGUUUUCAAAGAAAAGAGGAAAAAAGAUUCCCCUCUUCGGCUUCCAGAACCCUUGCCUUCGGGCUCCAACCACUCGGCGGGGGAAAACAAGAGCCCACCUGCCGCGGUGGCCCUAAAGUCGGAUUCGGAGCUGUCGACUGCUUCAACAGCUAAGCAGUACUAUUUGAGACAAUCGAGAUACCUUCCAGGUGUAAACCCCAAGAAUGUGUCCUUUGUAGCCCGUGGGAAGGAUCUGAACUCGUACCCUUGGAGUAAUCAGCUAUUUCCGAAGUCUUUGGGACCUAUUGGUGCAGAAUUUGCUUUCAAAAGGAGUAACGCAGAAGAAAGCAUAAUUAAACCAAUUGAAAAACUCUCAUGCAAUGAAAGCUUGCCUGAAAAAUUAGAGGACCCUCCAGGAAAUCUUGGAAGUUGCGCUCCUUACAAUCAGUCAGGAUGUAUUCCUUCCUUUCUCAAAAAAGAAGUGGGGUCAGCUGGCCAGAGGAUCCACCUGGCACCUCUCGGGGCAGCGGCUUCAGAAUACACCUGGAACACAAGAGCUGGUCGGGGGCAGUUUUCAGGAACUACUUACAAACCUACAGCGAAAAACCUAAACCUCAUGAACCGAGCACAGCCAGUUCCCUCCGUGCACGGGAGGACAGACUGGGUGGCCAAGUACGGAGGCCACCGGUAG